Molecule: messenger RNA, 1392 nt
Organism: Effrenium voratum
Lineage: Eukaryota; Dinophyceae; Suessiales; Symbiodiniaceae
Source: the annotation of a GenBank genome assembly
AUGACGGUGGAGGAGGAGGAUGACAUCGAAGAUGUGCAGGAUCACCUCAGGGACGCGGUGGAGGGCACACUGCGCCUCAAGCGGCUGCUCAGCGAAGACUCCGAGGACGGGACCAAAAAGCGGGCGAAGACGGAUCGGGUACCGCCCGAGCACCGUGAAAGGAUCGAGCUUCUGAUGUCGAAGUGGUCAGCGAUCAAUGACCGGGUCAUGCUGCACGUGCUGGAAGGACUAGCCUUCCACGAGCUGGAGUACUUGGAUGUCUCCGGCUUCAAGCCUGACCCCUUCAACUGGCAGACGAAAUCGCCAGCUGAUCAAGCUGCGAACCAUGCCGCAGUUUUUCGAGAAAAAGAGACGCUCGGUGGUGGCCCGCUUGACACGCUCUUGACGUUUCGCUCGCGGUGGAAGCUGGGGCAAGAGGCGGAUAGUUUGCUUCGAGGCCUCAAGCACAAGGACCUGAGGCACGUCAUGGAGCAUUACGAUGGGACCCAGAAGUUGCAGGAUCUGAUCGCGGAGGCUCAGAGAGCGCUGCCACUGGAAGGCCGAACCGAAGGCUGCAUGCCAGACGCGCCCGGCCUGGCGGCCAUGGGCCGCUUCCAUCGGCUGGAGCUCAUAGAGCCCACCGCCGACGCCGCGGUGUUUGGCGAUGCCAACCUCAGCUUUGCGCUGAACCUUGCCAAGCACCGCACGGCGCUGGGUCAUGUAGGCCGCGUCGUCGCAACGACCUUCGAGUCGUUGGACGUUCUGCGGGAACGCUACAAGGAGCAUUUUGCGGAAGUGCACCAUGAGAUCGACUGCACGCGAAUUGCCAUGAACCCAAAGUUUAGAGGUUUGGAGGGAUCCUUUGGCGCCGUUUACUACAACUUCCCUCAUGCAGGAUCCGUGGGUGGGUUCUUCGAUGGCCACCCCAUGGUGAAUUGGCGGCACGAGAAUUUGAUGCGGCUGUUCUUCCGUGCGCUUCGAUCCUUCAUGAAAGUGGGGGGGUUGGUGAAGGUGGCCUCAAACAUGGGCGCGGUGGGCGUCCGCUUCUCGUACAUCACUGGAGGCGCCAAAGAGAAUGAGUUUGACCAUGUCGAGACGGUGCCUUUCUUGCAGUGGAACCUUCAUCGCUACGGCCGGUCGUACGGUGACAGGCGAGACAAGAACCGCCGCCCAGACCAGGCGGAGGGCUACAAUGCCCAGCGGGCGGACAAAGAUAUGGUGUACACCUUCAAGUACAACCCCAGUGGCAAGGUCCUGGGCCCGCAAGGCAUUCGCCAUCCUCCGACGCUGGCCACUCUGGAGGAGUGCACCGAUGGUCCAUUUUUCUCGGUGGCUGGGGAGGCUAAGAAGCACCUGGCCAAGUCGCUUCACGAGCGGUUCUUGAAGGAGUGCUCUGGGCAGCAUGUUGGGUGA